Messenger RNA from Cyphellophora europaea CBS 101466, 1101 nucleotides. RefSeq lists its product as uncharacterized. NCBI's taxonomy places the organism in Eukaryota, Fungi, Ascomycota, Eurotiomycetes, Chaetothyriales, Cyphellophoraceae. The record is from RefSeq and is a predicted model, not a curated record. Gene Ontology annotation, molecular function: carbon-sulfur lyase activity. The coding region runs from base 1 to 1101 and encodes 366 amino acids. The transcript has a single exon.
AUGCCUGACUCGGUGCCGACCUCAUCCGCCCAGCUCAACUGCCUCUGCGGCGCCAUCACCCUCCCAGGCUCUGUGCUCGAUCAUCCAACGUUCCCCAUCCCAGAAGAGAUCUGUCAUUGUAACCCCUGCCGUUAUGUCUCUGGCUCACUGUCGCCCGCCUUCCCACGCCUCACCUCCGCACCACCGCCGGCAGUACUGGCCAAGCUCACCUGUUACUCAUCUAGCGACCGAUGCAACCGCUACUUCUGCUCCACUUGCGGUGCCCAUUGUUUUGUCGAGCACCCGCAGGUGCAGGACGAAUGGCACUGCAACGCGGGCAUCAUCGAUCCUCCAGCUUCCCCUCCAGUCAAGGAUGUCAUCCUCAUCACCAGCCAUGCCUAUAUCGACGACGCAAUUGAUGGCGGGCUCACGCCUCUCUUCCUGUCACCGACGUCUGGAUACGACCCCAGUGAUCACCUAUACCCGGAAGUCCGGGGCAAAAACGCCGUGAAGGCGUCCACUGUCCUUGACAUGGCAAAGAAGGCGCUGUCCUGUCCUUUGCCGGGCCCGGACGACACCCUUUCCGCCAAGUGUCACUGCGGCGGCGUCUCGCUGUCGAUCGAGCGUGCCGACUACGUUCGCAACCCGCACAAUGUUGGAUCGAGCAUGAUGCCCUCGCACCCGAACAAGUAUGUGGCCUGGUUCUGCGUGUGCCGAUCCUGCCGUCUCGCCACGGGCUACUCGCUGCAGCCCAUGGUCUACGUCCCUCCUGCCGCAAUCCGAAACGCCACCAAUGGUGCGCCUGUUGUCUUUGGACGGGCGGCCAAGGAACCCGGCGCCAAUAAGGGCUUAAAGCUCAAGCACUACCUGAGCACCGAGGACGUGCAGAGAAGCUUUUGCGGCGGCUGUGGUGCGACCGUGUUCUACACCUUUCUGGGGGAGAGUGACAACGGGGUGGUUGAUGUCAGCGCCGGGAUUCUGAGGGCAGAUAGCGGCAGUUUGGCAAGAGAGUGGGUGGAGUGGCGUGAUGGGUACAUGAGUCACGAAGAGGAAUGUGUCGACAAAAGUCAGGCCGAAUGUGUUAAGAAGGGUUGGACAGCACUGGGGCUGAACCAAGCAUAA